This is a messenger RNA of Trichoplusia ni (cabbage looper), 588 nucleotides long. RefSeq names its product popeye domain-containing protein 2-like. NCBI's taxonomy places the organism in Eukaryota, Metazoa, Arthropoda, Insecta, Lepidoptera, Noctuidae. The transcript is spliced from 2 exons. Gene Ontology annotation, molecular function: cAMP binding. Bases 1 to 588 code for a protein of 195 amino acids. Gene Ontology annotation, cellular component: sarcolemma. The record is from RefSeq and is a predicted model, not a curated record.
AUGAUAACUGGGCUGCAGAAUGUCACAACGGAGGCGCCGGUGACGAGCAGUGACAGCAGUGCGGCGAGCGCGGGAGAGAUGGGGCUGGUGGAGACGACGCGGCUGGCGGUGCACACGGCCGACCUGGUGAACGUGACGGUGCACGAGCGCCCCUCCAUGUGGGACCUGUACCUGAACCACUGCCCGCGGUGGCGGCCCAUCAACCACGUGUUUUUCCAAGUGGCCAACGUAUGCUUCCUGCUGUCGUUCCUGGCGCCGCACUCGGCGGGCGGGCUGCUGUGGCUGCGCGCCGCCCUCAUGCUGGGCUGCGCCUUCUCCGCCAUGUGGGCCUGGAGCAUCGAGUGCUGUCUGGACGCUGUGCUCUGGAACUGUGCAUUUAUUGUGAUAAACUUUGUUUACUUCUCUAUACAGUUUUAUUUGAUGCGCCCCAUCAAGUUCCAUAAAGAUAUUGAAGAGGUUGAUGAAUCAGAGGUCAACUCCUUUGAACAAGCUGAAGGCUUUAAGAUCAAAGCACAACCUGUUUUGAAACUUAAUCUUGCCAAAAAGUCUCACCUUACUAUUUCAAAAGCACAAAACCUGUUUGAAUAA